AUGAAUUACCCAUCCAACAGUCUAGGCCUCAAGUGGGACCUAGUCUUGGACGCCUUCAAAUUUUGCGUCGAAGCCGACAAUAGGCCUUACACGCGCAGAGGUAUACUAUCCCGUGUUAACAGCUUUUUUGAUCCCUUGGGAUUGAUUGCACCUACUACUAUCCAAGGAAGACUACUUCUCAGAAAGGUAUCAUCAACGGAAGAUUGGGACUCGCCCCUCCCAAAAGACUUGAGCGAUGAGUGGGAGCACUGGGUUGAGUCCCUGCAAGAUUUGAAUACGCUGAAAGUGCCUUGGACCUACAGUCCGGUACCUAUCUACGACGCGUCUUGCAAAGACAUUCAUGUAUUCUCUGAUGCGUCAGAAAAAGCCAUUGGAACUGUUGCUUACAUAAGAACCUUCGACGAUGACGGAAACCCUCAUCUGGGGUUUAUCUUUGGCAAAUCGAGACUUGCCCCAACACAAGGCCAUAACAUUCUCCGUCUAAAGCUCUGCGCUGCAGUUCUCGCUGUAGAAGUGGCCGAAUCCAUUGUUCAACAUUUGAAUGCCAACGUGUCCAACAAUGGAGAUUCUACACGUAUGUCGCAAACCGUGAAGCGCGUAUCCGUCAGUCUACAAUACCUGCUCAGUGGUCUUAUGUCGCGACAGACAAGAACCCUGCCGAUCUAG
Messenger RNA from Ylistrum balloti, 666 nucleotides. RefSeq lists its product as uncharacterized. The transcript has a single exon. Bases 1 to 666 code for a protein of 221 amino acids. Lineage: Eukaryota; Metazoa; Mollusca; Bivalvia; Pectinida; Pectinidae. The record is from RefSeq and is a predicted model, not a curated record.